AUGCAACUUACUUGGAAAGAUAUCCCUACUGUUCCAGAGGCUAAUGACCUUUUGGACAUUGUCUUGAACAGAACUCAAAGAAAAACUCCAACUGUUAUUAGACCAGGUUUUAGUAUUAAUAGAAUUAGAGCUUUUUAUAUGAGAAAAGUUAAAUUUACUGCUGAAGGUUUUGAUGAAAAAUUAAAUGAUUUAAUUCAUGGUUUCCCAAAAAUUGAUGAUGUUCAUCCUUUCCAUAGAGAUUUAAUGGAUACUUUAUAUGAAAAAAAUCAUUAUAAAGUUUCUUUAGCUGCUGUUUCAAGAGCUAAAACAUUAAUUGAACAAGUUUCAAGAGAUUAUAUUAGAUUAUUAAAAUUUGGUCAAUCUUUAUUCCAAUGUAAACAAUUGAAAAGAGCUGCUUUAGGUAGAAUGGCUACAAUUUCUAAAAAAUUAAAAGAUCCUUUAAUUUAUUUAGAACAAGUUCGUCAACAUUUAGGUCGUUUACCUUCAAUUGAUCCAAAUACAAGAACUUUAUUAAUUUGUGGUUAUCCAAAUGUUGGUAAAUCUUCAUUUUUAAGAUGUAUCACUAAAGCUGAUGUUGAAGUUCAACCUUAUGCAUUCACAACUAAAUCUCUUUAUGUUGGUCAUUUUGAUUAUAAAUAUUUAAGAUUUCAAGCUAUUGAUACUCCAGGUAUUUUAGAUAGACCAACUGAAGAAAUGAAUAACAUUGAAAUGCAAUCCAUUUAUGCCAUUGCACAUUUAAGAUCUACAGUUUUAUAUUUUAUGGAUGUUUCAGAACAAUGUGGGUUUUCAAUUGAAGCUCAAGUUAAAUUAUUCCAUUCAAUUAAACCAUUAUUUGCAAAUAAAUCUGUCUUAGUUGUUAUCAAUAAGACUGAUAUUAUUAGACCAGAAGAUUUAGAUGAAGAAAGACAAGCUUUAUUACAAACUUUAACUGGUGUUCCAGGUGUUGAAAUUAUGACUACAUCAUGUCAAGAAGAAGAUAAUGUUUUCCAAGUUAGAAAUAAAGCAUGUGAAAAAUUAUUAACUUCAAGAAUUGAACAAAAAUUAAAAGGUCAAGCUCGUAUUAAUAAUGUUUUAAAUAAAAUUCAUGUUUCUAAACCAACUCCAAGAGAUGAUUUGAAAAGAGAAGCUUUUAUACCUGAAGGUGUUUCUAAAUUGGCCAAAUAUGAUGUUGAAGAUCCAAAUAGACGUAAAUUACAUCGUGAUAUUGAAGCUGAAAAUGGUGGUGCAGGUGUUUAUAACAUUAAUUUGAAAGAUGCUUAUCUAUUAGAAGAUGAUGAAUGGAAAAAUGAUAAAAUGCCAGAAUUAUUAGAUGGUAAAAAUGUUUAUGAUUUCCUUGAUCCAGAUAUUAGUGCUAAAUUACAAGCUUUAGAAGAAGAAGAAGAAAGAUUAGAAAAUGAAGGUUUUUAUGAAAGUGAUUCAGAAAUUGAAGAUGAUGAUGUUACUGAUAUUCAAGAAAAAGCUGCAUGGAUUAGAGAUAAACAACAAAAAAUGAUUAAUGCUGCAAGAAAUAGAAAAGCUUUGAAAAAUGGUGGUACUAUGCCUCGUUCUAAAUUAACAAAGAGUUAUAAUGAACUAGAAGAACAUUUACAAUCAUUAGGUCAUGAUACUACAAUAUUAAAUUCUAAAAAAUCAAAGAAAAUUUCAGAAAAUCCUUAUGUUGAAUCAGGUGCUGAUGUUAUAAUGAAUCAAGAUUCUGAACAUGUUACUAAAAAACAACCAGUUUAUAAAUCUGAUAGAUUAAAUGACGGUGUUGCAGAUGGUGCACUUAGAUCAAAAGCUGAUAGAAUGGCUAAAAUUCAAAGAAGAGAAAGAAAUAGACAAGCUAGACAAGGUGAAGCUGAUCGUCAUGCUACUGCUUCUUUACCAAAACAUUUAUUCAGUGGUAAGAGAGGUAUUGGUUCAAAUGAUCGUCGUUAA
This is a messenger RNA of Hansenula ciferrii, 1917 nucleotides long. RefSeq names its product putative GTPase NOG1 (gene NOG1). The transcript has a single exon. Gene Ontology annotation, biological process: ribosomal large subunit biogenesis. The coding region runs from base 1 to 1917 and encodes 638 amino acids. Gene Ontology annotation, molecular function: GTP binding; GTPase activity; RNA binding. Lineage: Eukaryota; Fungi; Ascomycota; Saccharomycetes; Phaffomycetales; Wickerhamomycetaceae. The record is from RefSeq and is a predicted model, not a curated record. Gene Ontology annotation, cellular component: nucleolus.